Arachis ipaensis is the source of this 351-nucleotide messenger RNA. The record is from RefSeq and is a predicted model, not a curated record. Lineage: Eukaryota; Viridiplantae; Streptophyta; Magnoliopsida; Fabales; Fabaceae.
AUGUUUCAUCCACCAUGCGGGGAGAUAACUAUCACCCUGCAGGACGUGGCCUAUCAGCUGGGACUCAGAAUCGACAGUGAUCCUCCUAGAGGACAGACAAUCACAGACCAAGUGGACUGUGAAGCUCACUUGGUUCCACAAUACGGUUUGCGUGAGCUGGAGCAAGACGCCACAGAGGAGCGCCUGAUGAGGUAUACGAGAGGGUACAUCAUGCAGCUGAUAGGGGAUAUCCUAUUCCCAGAUGCAUCUGACUCUCGGGUGCACAUCAAAUGGCUCCCCCUACUGGAGGACCUUGACACGUGUGGCCAGUUAUCAUGGGGCUCGGCUGUACUGGCAUGGCUAUACCGCUAG